Molecule: messenger RNA, 1411 nt
Organism: Lacerta agilis (Sand lizard)
Lineage: Eukaryota; Metazoa; Chordata; Lepidosauria; Squamata; Lacertidae
Gene: WDR77
Product: WD repeat domain 77
Exons: 10
Coding region: 92-1144 (350 amino acids)
Biological process (GO): oocyte axis specification
Cellular component (GO): methylosome
Molecular function (GO): protein binding
Source: RefSeq, a predicted model, not a curated record
UGCCGAGAGCUGUCGGGGCGGGGGGCGGAACGGGGUGUCCUGGGAGCACGUGGGUUGCGCUCCAAGUUUGUCCGCGCGUGUCUCUGCGGCCAUGGAGGGAGCGAAGGCGGCUCCGGCUAAGGCGGCUCCGGCUCAGCCGGCCGACGGAGAAGCCGGGUCUGAGUGGAGCAUCCCGCCCAACGCGCCCGCCUGCAUGGAGCGGCACCUGGACGGGGCCCACUACCGGGCAGAUGGUUCUUUGCUCCUGGGAGCUUCCAGUUUGAGUGGACGUUGCUGGGUGGGUUCUAUUUGGGUGUUCAAGGACCCAUUGAAAGCUCCUAAUGAAGGCUUUUGCUCUGCGGGAGUUCAGACUGAAGCAGGAAUAGCAGACCUGAAAUGGGUUGCUGAUAAAGGCAUCUUGGUAGCUUCGGAUUCAGGUGCCGUGGAACUUUGGGAACUAGAUGAGAAUGAAACUCUGAUCGUGAACAAAUUCUGCAAGUACGAGCACGACGACAUUGUGACAACAGUGAGUGUCCUUGCCAACAACACACAGGCUGUCAGUGGCAGCAAAGACUUCAGCGUGAAGAUCUGGGACAUCCCUCAACAAACAGUACUCAACACCUACAGAGCUCAUUCCAGUCCAGUGACAUGUGUGGCCUCCUGCCCUGGAAAAGACACAGUGUUCCUGUCCUGUGCAGAGGAUGGCAGGAUUUUACUCUGGGAUACCAGAUCACCAAAACCAGCAACUAGGAUUGCCUGCAGUGCCUUUAGUAACCUCCCUACCUCCCUGGUGUGGCAUCCACAUCGAACGGACACUUUUGUAUUGGGUGACGAAAGUGGGACUGUUGUCCUUGUGGACACAAAGAACACAGACUCUGCCCUAAGCUCACCUGUGCACUCCCGAAGCGUCACUGGAUUUGCUUUUUCUGCACAUAGCUCACCCCUGUUGGCUUCCAUCAGUGAAGACUGCUCAGUAGUUGUUCUUGACUCGAGCUUCUCAGAAGUUUUUAGAAACCGGUCCCAUCGAGACUUUGUGAAAGGUUUAUCGUGGGCACCAUUGAACAAAGUCUCACUGACGACGGUUGGAUGGGACCACCAGGUUCUACAUCAUACAGUCCCGACGCAGAAUAACCAUCCUCCUGGAAAAAACAACAUAACUGCAUAGAUCUGUGUCUUCCAUUUGGGGUCAUUCUCCCUGGAAUAGCAUCUUUUUUGCUUUCGGUUUUUUGUUUUUGUUUUGGUCGAGUCCUGGGGAUGAAUAUGGCCUUUGCAGCGAUGAAGAAAAGCCCUGUAGCAAUUUCAUGUUAGGUGAGCACUAGCUCAUUUCAGCCACUUGUUGCAGCCAAUGAGAUUCUUUGAGCAUCAGAAGUCUUAUCGAUGGUGACAGAACAGUACAAACUCAUAGAGAAUUGGGUUCAUUUUGUUUUAGUUC